AUGACGCGAGACUCAUCGUCAAGCCCCAACGGGCCAGUCGCAGGGCCAUCAUCACAGCCCGCUGGCAUGCCAACCCCCGAACAGCUCGCCUCGGAACCCGCCGCAACCGACGCGCAGAUCCCACACCCACCCCCCUUCUACUCUUCUGCAUCGCAAGCAGCCACCGCCUCCAUCGCCUCGAUUCGUUCAUCCUUGCACAAGUUCCCGACGCCGAUCCUCAAGAUCCAGCGAGUCAACCAGCUAGAUGCCGAACUGCUCGAUCGCGAGCUCGCGGAGUUGCUCCUCGAUCCGGUCAAAAAGGCGCUUUCCUCCAUCCGAUCCACGCUUCCAUCCGAUCUCGAGCCGGAACUUCUUCUCCUCCUAAAACUGGCUUUGUUCAAAUUCAGCAUCGUCGACCGCGGCGCAUCGUACGGGUCGAUGCUGCAGAACCUCAAGUAUCGUAACGAAUGGGCCCAUCGUGGAGCCCUUCAGUCCACUGCUCGGGACCAACCUCUUUCCCGCUUGCAGCUUGCCCUCUACCCGCUGCUCACCAUCAUCGCUCCCUAUGCAGGAAGCAAGUGGCAGGACCACAUGACAUCGCUCAGCUACUCCGACAUGCCCUCUCGCGAUCCGCGGCGGCUCCUCUGGCGGCUCACCGACGCCUCCCAACGCGUAUGGUCCGCACUGGUCCUCGCCAACUUCGCCGUCUUCCUCGCGGAUGGCAAAUUCCGUAGUGUCGCAGACCGACUUUUGGGCAUGAGGUUGACCUACGCACAACGGACGAUGAACCGCAAUGUCUCGUUCGAGUUUCUCAAUCGUCAACUCGUAUGGCAUGCGUUUACGGAGUUCUUGCUCUUCCUCCUACCCCUGGUGCGACCGAAGAGGCUGUUCAGGCGGUUGAUGAAGUUGCCUACGCAUCCGAAGCUGUUGGGUGUCGUAUGGCGGAUGUUGCCGUUGGCGAUCAGUAGGAGAUUGGGGAUGAAGCAGGAUGCGGGGGGUCGAACGAGGUUUAAUCGGGAAGAUGUGUCGAUGCCCAUUGUCAAGCAGGUUGUUGGUGCAGCGCCGGGGAAGGCGGGCGACAAAGCCGAAGAGACACAAUCCCAACUUGGACCGUAUCAUCACCUGCCAGAGGAAGUCUGCGCCAUCUGCUUCCAACGUAUCGAGACGUUAACCGGCUCACGACGCGAUCCGACCAAGAUCGGCACGGGUGGGCUCAGCAUGGGCAUUCCGACGUCGGACCCGUUGGAUCCGAGUUCGGGUCUCCUCGCGCCCAACCGACCCAAUUCGGCUUCGCAACCGCUGAACGCUCAUACGGGUGUGAACGCUUCGGAUCCAGCAAGGAACGCCGUGCUCGGCGUAUCCCCCGACGGAAUCGCGUAUGCAGACGCCAUCGUGACGACACCGUACGAGACGGUUCCGUGCCACCACAAGUACUGUUAUGUGUGCAUCGCAAAGCAGCUGCUGGAUGAGGAGAUGGAGGAUGAGCUGGAUGAGGAGGACGAACGGGGUGGGAGAGGGUGGAAGUGCUUGCGGUGCAACACAAGAGUGAGGGAGACCAGGAGGGCUGGGCUCGAUGUGACGGUUCCAGAUGAGGACGACGACGAAGAGGAGGAGGUCCUCGACGAGAAGGCAGGGUAG
Molecule: messenger RNA, 1617 nt
Organism: Kalmanozyma brasiliensis GHG001
Lineage: Eukaryota; Fungi; Basidiomycota; Ustilaginomycetes; Ustilaginales
Product: Pex, N-terminal
Exons: 1
Coding region: 1-1617 (538 amino acids)
Biological process (GO): protein import into peroxisome matrix
Cellular component (GO): peroxisomal membrane
Molecular function (GO): zinc ion binding
Source: RefSeq, a predicted model, not a curated record